Chara braunii is the source of this 1653-nucleotide messenger RNA. The record is from the annotation of a GenBank genome assembly. Lineage: Eukaryota; Viridiplantae; Streptophyta; Charophyceae; Charales; Characeae.
UCCAACUUUGAGGAGGCCACAACUACUAUCCUUGACGACAACUUUUGGGACGAUGUUGAGAAGUCUAUCAAUGAUACGGAGGCUAUCGUGAAAGUACUGAAGAUGGUGGACGGUUCAGGGGCCACCAUCAACAAGGUUUAUCAUCAUAUGGACGCCGUAGUGGACGGGAACAGAAAGUUGGAAGUCCUUCCGGAUUUUGAGAAAGCGGAAGUGGAAUCGAUCCUCAUGGAUCGAUGGGCAUUCAUGACAUCGGAGCUGCAUUGUGCAACACCAUUUUUGGAUCCGGAGUUCCGUGCACAGUCUGCCAUCCACGAUACGGAGAUCUGGGCGGACUUCAACAUAUGGUUGUACACAUGGGCCACGCCAGACGAUUUAAAGAACAUCAGCUGGCAAGUGGACGACUGGGUUCGCAUGAAGGGCGCAUUGGGGUCGAGAGAGGCAUUGGAUGGGGCGCGAUUGAGGAACCCCUCCAUGUGGAGGACGAAGCUGCUGCUGGGUCGUCUUGCCAAGCUCGUGUACUAUAAUUGGAAUCUCCACCUGAAGUGGAGGCAAGAGAAGGGGGCUGGCCAAGACGAUGUCCACAUCCCGUGGAUGGAGGACUUACCAGAUGCGGAGAACAAGGCGGAGGCAGAGCGUUACUACAACGAGUGGGUGCAGAAAGUAAAGGAGAGCACCAGGGAUAUGAUGGCUGGCACAGAGGACGAUAGCGCUGUCAUUGCAGAGUUGGACGAUGAAGGUGAUCUGCCUUUGGCAAGAAGGUGGUUGCGCAAUGACAGACUUGACGACAUGAUAAAUGAAGAGGAUGAAAUCGCACAUAUUCAGAACUACACAAACGAGGGUCAGUUCUGCACUGCGCCAGAGAGGCAUAGAGAGCGCUUGUUGAGGAGGAGAUCGGGGCGCGAGCGAGCAGACCCCUUAGUGGAGUACAACGUUGAGGAGCGCGAGAGUGCGUUGCGGGCACGAGAGACAGGCGAUUGGGUGGAAGGUAGAUGCCCGUGGGGCAGCAGCAGAGCAAAAGGACGGCAGCAGCAACAUGCUGCUGAAGUCCAUGCUGUGGAAAAACGCCCUGCCGAAGAACAUCUUUCACCGCCCAAGAAAAAGAAGAGAGGACGCCGCAGCAAUGUUGAAGUGGCCGAGAGGAAAAAAGAGGAUAAGGCUGCGAAGAAGGCUGCAAAGAAGGCUGCAGCGGUGGAGAAAGCUGCUAAGAAAGCAGCGAAGAGAGCAGCAGCGAGAGCUGUUAAGAAAGCUGCCAGGAAAGUGGCUGCUGCAGCUCCAGAUGUCCUGACAUCCUCCCGCGUGGUAAAAAAACAGGCAAUGAAACAGGCGGGGAAGAGGAUGUCGGUCAUCCUGGAUGAUGACGAUUGUGAAGCGUCGUCCUCGUCGUCAUCAUCAUCAUCGUCACCAUCUUCACGUUCUGCAUCUGAUUCAUCUGCUGGUGACGAACAUCAUUGCGAGGGUGAUGUCGGGAGUGAAGACGAAGGGGGUGAUGAUCAGGGGAGUGAGGAGGGUGGUGACAAUGCUGUCGAUGGAGGACAGGAGUAGAUUGGGUUCGAUGAUGACGCAGUGUCUCUGCGUCAACCACAACCAUCAGGUGCGUUACAUAUCAUUCCCGCCUCACAGUGCUUUUGAAAUUAAUAAAAUAAAAAUUAAAUU